Molecule: messenger RNA, 1380 nt
Organism: Quercus lobata
Lineage: Eukaryota; Viridiplantae; Streptophyta; Magnoliopsida; Fagales; Fagaceae
Product: disease resistance protein RPM1-like
Exons: 1
Coding region: 1-1380 (459 amino acids)
Biological process (GO): defense response to other organism
Source: RefSeq, a predicted model, not a curated record
AUGAUUCCCUUGAAUUUGAACCAGGAAAUCCUUUUAGUCGCUCUUUCUAUAGAAUUUUAUGGCCAAGUUAUUAUCGUCUGCCGCCCAAUCUCAAGUCUUGUUUCUUACUUCUGCAAUUUUCCUGAGGAUUACUCUAUCAAAUGUGGAAGACUAAUUCACCUGUGGGUGGCUGAGAGAUUCAUUGAACAAAAACGAGUUAAAACUCUAGAACAAGUGGCGUAUGAGUACUUAGAUGAGCUAAUUCAAAUGAGCUUGGUUCAAGCGAGCAGAUGGGAUUUAGAUGGACGAGUAAGGAGUUGUCGAGUAUCUAAUCUUGUAAGAGGGUUCAUUCUUUCCGAGUCUAUGAAGGAUAACUUCUUUACUGUUGUGAGGAGACAACACACCAGUUUGGGGGGUGAGAAGAUCUGCCGCUUAUCUCUCCACAAUUGCUCCCCCUCUAUAUUACAAAGCAAGGACCUCUCUUAUCUUCGUACAUUUUCUCUGUUUGGGAGAGACAAUCGUAUUGAAUCAUUGACCAGAAGUUUUUUCAGAAAGUUCAGGUUGUUGACAGUUUUAGAUUUGGAAAAUGCAGCCUCGCAUCAUUUUCCUGAAGAAGCUGUCAAACUCAACCUCCUAAGUUACCUAAGUCUGAGGAAUACAAAGAUAGAGUCAGUUCCAAAAUCUAUUAAGAAGCUUCGAAACUUAAUCAUUUUGGACCUUAGAAAAACUCAUGUCACCAUUUUCCCAAUGGAGAUUGUUGAACUUCGUAAGUUGAUCUAUUUGUUAGUUGGUGACCGAGACAUAUAUCAGGCUGCUGUAGGGGCACAACUGUCUUCAGGAAUUGGGUGUUUGACGAUGUUAGAGAAACUAUCACUUAUCAAGGCAAACGACAAGAACCGGAGCAUUGUAAAAGAGUUAGGGAACUUGAUUCGAAUGAGGAAACUUGGGAUCACAGAACUCAAGGUAGAAGAUGGAAAAAAUUUGUGUGCAUCCAUUGAGAAGAUGGUGCAUCUUUGCUCUUUGUAUGUGAACUCAGCAAGCAAGGAGGAGUAUCUUGAUUUGAAUUAUGUGACGAACUCUCCUCAACUGAUUAAUAGUCUAAUUCUUGGAGGAAGAUUGGAGGAAAUUCCAGCAUGGAUUUGCAAACUUAACAGUUUGUCUAAAAUAGAGCUCAAAUGGUCAAAAUUGCAGAACAGCCCACUUGAGGCCAUUCAGGCUUUGCCUUCUCUAAAGGAGCUUCAUCUGUAUGAUGCUUACACUGGUACGGUGAUGGAAUUUAGUGCUGAAUGCUUUUUGGGAUUGAAGAUGUUAGAAAUUGAACAAUGCAAUAGGUUAAGCAAGGUUGUGAUUCAAGAACGAGCACUGCCUAAACUUCAAAAGCUGACAAUAAAAAAAAUGUGA